Physeter macrocephalus (sperm whale) is the source of this 4049-nucleotide messenger RNA. It is a transcript of the gene SNX24, whose product is annotated as sorting nexin 24. Gene Ontology annotation, molecular function: phosphatidylinositol phosphate binding. Lineage: Eukaryota; Metazoa; Chordata; Mammalia; Artiodactyla; Physeteridae. The transcript is spliced from 8 exons. The coding region runs from base 293 to 805 and encodes 170 amino acids. The record is from RefSeq and is a predicted model, not a curated record.
UCUGCCGCCCUUUGGGCCUGAAACCCAGGAGCCCAGAGCCCCACGCCCUCGGCUCCCGGUCCCCGGCUCCGGCCCCGGGCCCGGGCCCGGGCCCGCCCAGAGAGCGGCGGGCUACAGGGUCCCCAAGCCCUUGGCUGCCGGCCCUCAGCUCCCGCCCCUGGCCCGCUCCGCGUACUCUCUGGGUCCCGCGGGCUCCGCGAAGGGAGGUGGGGAGGCUGGGCCGGGGGCGGGGCGGCGGCCGCGGCCGUGAGCCCGCCCCCCGCUCGCCCUCCGCUGACCGGCUGGCGCGACCAUGGAGGUCUACAUCCCGUCCUUUCGCUACGAGGAGAGUGACCUGGAACGGGGAUACACGGUAUUUAAGAUAGAAGUGCUAAUGAAUGGAAGAAAACAUUUUGUUGAAAAAAGGUACAGCGAAUUUCAUGCCCUGCACAAAAAGCUUAAGAAAUGUAUUAAAACUCCAGAAAUCCCUUCCAAACAUGUUCGGAACUGGGUCCCAAAAGUCUUGGAACAACGACGACAAGGUUUGGAAACAUAUUUACAGGCUGUCAUUCUAGAAAAUGAAGAACUUCCCAAACUGUUUCUUGAUUUCCUAAAUGUGCGACAUUUGCCCUCUCUACCAAAGGCAGAGAGCUGUGGAUCUUUUGAUGAGACAGAAUCUGAAGAGUCAAGCAAACUGUCCCACCAGCCGGUGCUGCUGUUCCUCAGGGAUCCAUACGUCUUGCCUGCAGCCAGCGAUUUUCCAAAUGUGGUUAUUGAAGGAGUUCUCCAUGGGAUAUUUUACCCUCAUCUACAGCCCAGGAAAUAGAAACCACAAUAGGUAUUUUAAGCAGCAUGGAAUAAUAAGAAGCAGUGCUUACAGAAUCUUUUGGAAGGAUGAGGGGAAUGAACUCCUGGUGGGUCACUUCCAGAAUGCUCCAGCAAUUUCCAAUACCCGCCUGCCAGGGGAGCUACAGCCUCUGUCUUUAGCAGGAAUUCAGGGAGCUGGGAGGCUGCUACUGAAGGUAUUGAAGUCAAAAACAGUACAUGUAGCUUCGAUCCAGGGAUCAGCACGUAGGAUCAGGAGGUAACUUACCACCAUAACUACCUCAUGGCAGCACCGAGGAAGCUGGUGACUGGGCACUAGAACAAAGUGUUCAGCUGUCACCACCUACACCACAGUUGCCUCUCAACGCCCAUGACUUUGCUUGUCAGCAACUGCAGCCUAAAGCAGCAGGAAGAUGGUAUUCACCCGCUUCCAUCUUUUACAGCUCAUGAAAGCACAUGCAAUUGGAAGAACCUUAUUCUUGAUCCCCAGCUUCAAGGGAGUCUGGGAAGGAGUUGGAACUUUCUGGUCUCAGCACCUCAGAAAUGCACAUUGGAAAGAGGAUGGAAUAUAUUUCCACAGUCAAAAUUUUAAUAAAAACAUAUGAAAGGAUAUAUAAAAAGAAAAGUCUUCUGCCAUCCUGUCUCCUAGAUUCCCAGUUCCCCUGCCAGAGACAACCACUGUUCUUGGUUUACAUGUAUACUUCCAGAGAUAUUUCGUCCACGUGUGAGCAAAUAAUGUAUAUUUAGUGUACAUAUAUUCCGUUUCCCCUUUUUUAUGAAACAUGGAUAUUUCAAAGCAUGGAUUCAUAGCCAAUAAAGAAGUAAAGAGUAGAGGGAAGAAAACAGAAUAAAGAAGAGGAAAAGAAAUCCUCUUACCACUUAAGCCAGCAUAUGGGGACAUCCCUCACACUCCCUUAUCCCCCAGUUCUUGGAUUUGAUGGUUUGCCUGGCGCUGAUCUCAGAAUGUCCCUCAGUUGCUGUUGUAUGCAGAGUCUUUCUCAGGCCUAACCUCCAUCACCUGGCCAAUUUGCGUAUGGCAGCCCUGGUGUCCGUUCUCCUGGUGUCCUCCUCCUCUCCCCCAUUUCAGAGAGCGGGCCAUGUAUACAAAUGGCACCCAUAACACUGUGACUAUCCCCACAUGGUAAAUUCUUCAGUCAUUUCACUUUGAAAAGUAUAGAAAUCUCAAGAUCACAGUUUAGGAAUAACAAAUGGCUUUCAUCUCAUCUGUCAACUCUGAUCAAUUGAUAAUGGCUCAUAAAGCACUCAGGUAAGGAUUCUGACACACCGAUUUGAGUGGAUACUAUCCAAAGAAAGCAGAAAAUAACAAGUGUUGACGAGGAUGUGAAGACUUUGAAACCUUUAUACAUUGCUGGUAGGAAGUAAAAUAGUGCAGCCUCUGUGGAAAAUGGUAUGGCAGUUCUUAAAAAAAAUUAAACAUAAAAUUACCACAUGAUUUAGCAAUUCCACUUCUGGAUAUAUACCCAAAAGAAGUGAAAGCAGGGACUCGAACAGUUAUUUCUACACCCAAGUUUUUGACAGCAUUAUUCACAACCAAAAGGUGGAAGCAAUCCAAGUGUCCACUGAUGGAUGAAUGGAUAAAGUGUGGCUAUACUUCAGCCUUAAAAAGGAAGGAAAUUCUGACACCUGCCACAACAUGGAUAAAUCUUGAAGACAUUAUGCCAAGUGAAAUAAGCCAGUCACAAAAGGAUGACUACUGUAUGAUUCCACUUAUUUGAGGUACCUAGAAUAGUCAAACUCAUGGAAACAGAAAAUAGAGUGGUGGUUGCCAGGGGCUUGGGGGAGGGGAAAAUGGGGAAUUAGCGUUCAGUGGGUUUCAGCUGGGGAAGAUGAGAAAGUUCUGAAGAUGGAUGGUGAUGGUUGCACAACAGUGUGAGUGUACUUUAUGCCUCUGAACUAUACACGUAAAAAAUGGUAAAUUUUAUGUCGUGUAAUUUUACUACAAUUUUUAAAAAAAGGUUUUUUAAGAAAAGGAUUUUGAGUGAAUACAGGCUCAGUGAGUAAGAGUAUAGCAACCAAUUAGUGAUAUUUGUCUAGGGUGCAAGAGGAGUUUGGGCAAACACACCAGGUACUAUUCUCGUAUCCCUGGCAACCUCUGAGAUUCUAAAACAAUAGUUCCAAACCAGAGAUGUGCAUCAGAAUCACCUAAAACUCUGAAUCAAUAAAUCUGGGCUGGGGUCUGUCCUUGGGUACUUAGGGAAACUUCUCAGUUGAUUCUGAUACACACAUAGGUUAGGAACCACUGUUUGAGGGAUGUGAGGAACCACUGUUUGAGGGAUGUGAGAGAUGGUUUAUGAACUCCCCUUCUUUGGUGAUUAUUGGCUUUCCUACCUCCUUCAGAAUCUACUAUGAAAAGAACAGCAGUUCAACUCUCAGAGUAUUGCAUGUGGCCAUGGGUAGGAGGGACUUGUCUUAGUCCAUUCUGGCUGCUGUAACAAAAAUACCAUAGACUGGGUGGCUUAUAAACAACAAACAUUUAUUUCUCACAGUUCUGGAGUCUAGGAAUUGCAAGAUCAGGGCACUGGCACAUUUGGUGUCUGGUAAGGGGCUCUCUUUUUCACUGUGUCCUCACAUGGCAGGAAAGGCACCAGGGAUCUCUAUGGGGCCUCUGUCAUAAGGGCACUAAUCCCUAAUCACCUCCCAAAGGCCCCACCCCCAAACAUCAUCACAUAGGAGAUUAGUUUUCACCAUAUGAAUUAGGAGUGGGUGGGGGGAGCAGACAUAGUCUAUAGCAGAACUCUUUGAAGAAGCAGCAAGGAUGACAGACAAGUUUGGGUAAUGGUUUCAAUAGACACCCUAUGUGAAUAUAUAUUCAUUUACUCAUCCACUCAUUCAGUGAAAUGCAUUUGAGAUUUCUCGCUGCACUAAGGCAUGGUAUUAAUUGUCUAAAAAUAGAGGGCUUCCCUGGUGGCACAGUGGUUGAGAAUCUGCCUGCCAAUGCAGGGGACACGGGUUCGAGCCGUGGUCCAGGAAGAUCCCACAUGCCUCGGAGCAACUAAGCCCGUGAGCCACAACUACUGAGCCUGCGCUCUAGAGCCUGCAAGCCACAACUACUGAAGCCCGCGUGCCACAACUACUGAAGCCUGUGCACCUAGAGCCCGUGCUCUGCAACAAGAGAAGCCACAGCAAUGAGAAGCCCUCACACUGCAACUAAGAGUAGCCCCCACUUGCCGCAACUAGAGAAAGCCCAUGCGCAGCAAUGAAGACCCCAUGCCCCAUGCAGCCAA